GGAAAGUAGGAAAAUAAUAUUUCACAGUUAUUUUUCUGUUUUCAAUUUGAUCUCGUUAUUAAUUUUUAAUUUAUGUAAAUUAACAUUGUUUAAUUUAUUAGUUUCCACUUUUACUGGAAUUAUUAAUCUUCCACAGCCUUGGAUAAUGCAAUGUUGAAAAAAGUAUGUACAUACAUUGUUAAGAUUCAGAAGGACAUUCAUACAUUUUUAUACCUGUUUUGAUUUCUUUUUUUCAUUUUUUUUUUUGAAAGGAUUAUACAAGUAUAAUAAAAUUGAAUUAAAUUGGUUUUCAGUUGUUAUAAUUUUAAAUCAUCUGAAAAACAGACAAUGUAUAUCAUCCCAAUUCUCUAAUAGUACCUGAUGAGAUAAUUGUCACACAAAUUACCUUUCAAAUGUUGAAAGUCAUACAGAUGGGCAUACAAGCUUUCAUGGUUUUAGCCUCGAAGGUAUGGGCUUGCAUAUGCUUCCUAAUAAAACGGCAAAUAAAAACUGUAAGUUUUCAAUAUCACCAAACUGUACCUAAAUAGUUAUUAUUGUCAUUAAUAUAUACUAUAUAUUAUUGCAUGUAAUCAUAAAACCAUACGUUAAAUAUAAUUUUUUUUUUUUUUAUUUUUCUAAAAUUAAAUUAAAAAGUUUAAAUUUCAAUUAAUAUUUUAAUAUCUACUUAGCGAUGGUUUUUUGCUUUCAGUGCAUUUUUUAAUGAGGAUAAUAUACUCAUUUCAUAUAAUAUGAUAUGUAUACUUGUAAUAUUAUUACGUUUGUCACAUUAAAUUUUUUCUUUCACUAUAUUAUACUGGGUGAUCAAUCUAUUGUAAGACAUCUCGGUGUUGAAACUUUUGAUUUCCGUCAAUCUGUUGACAAGGUAUUCGACUUUUAAGUUUAGGUUGGGGGAAAGUGGUGGAGCAUUAUUAACACGCCAUGCACCAUACUACCACACAAAUGAUACUCCACUACUCUAACCAAAACUUAAAAGUAGAAUAUCUCGUCAAUGGACUGACGGAAAUCAAAAAUUUCAACACCGGAAAUUUAUUUUAACUAAUACUUCGUCAUUUUAUGGACAUUUUAAUACAGUUUGCCAUUUGAAAAUCAAAAGUAAAUAGUGGUUUUACCCCAAAAAAUAACAUAAAUAUAAAUUUGUUGAGCAGCUUGUUUCUUUAAUGUUCUAGAAAAUAAAUGCCGGAAAAAGUUAAUCCUCUCUAAAAUAAUGACUGUUUUAUAACAGAUUGAUCACCACGUGUAUUCCCCUUAAAAGUAAUAUACACUUAUUUUAAUGAGUUGUUGGUAACUAUGUGGUUUUUUUUUUUUGGCAAACUACUAAUUUAUAAUAAAUAUGAACAUGUUUCCUAAGAUGUAAUAUUGUCAAAAUGAGUAUUAAACAUACCUAAUAUUUACUCAAAAAUUAAACAACUAUUAUUUAACUUUUAUUUUGUCUGUAUUCCCUAAAAUGUACUUUAAUUCAUUUGAAAUAAUAAAAUAUUAUGUACAUACUAUAUACAAGUUAGAUUUAAGGCAUUAUUUUAAAAACAUUCAUAUAUAUUGACUAAAAAUUAAAAUUAUUCUUAUCUUAAAAUUAUAUUGCCUAUUUACAACACUUACUUGGAUAAACUGCCACUUAGAUUAUAUACAAAAAUGUGUACAUUUAUCUCAAUAGCAUUGAGUAUCAUACUAAUUUAAAUAUGCAUUUAAUAUUUUAAUCAUUUUUUAAUAGCUGUAUUUUAAUAGAAUAAAGUUGUAUAAAAACAUAUCGCAAUGCAAUUUUCAAUAUUUAGUUUUGUAUGCAAAUAAAAAUGAUUGCCUUUGUUUGUUCUUGAUUCCGGUCAAAUCAAUAGACAUAAAUCUUAUCUAAAUGUCAAUAAUCUUAAAUAACAAUAAACAAUAAAAUUAAUAUAUUUGUUAAAUAUUAAAAUUUGUUUUUACUUAGAUUCAAAUUAAAAAUCUAUAAAAAAAAAAAAUAAUAAUAAUAAAUAAAUGCAAAUAUCAAGAUGAAUAUUGCUAAUAAAUAUUUUGUUAUUACUGUUAAAAACUAUAAAUAUUUAAUUACAGGUCCGCCAAUAUCAACCUGUUAAAUAUGGAGUAUUCCCGUUAUUACCAUUAUCCAGGCAUAGAUUAAGUAUGUAACUCAUAAUAGAAAUAACACAUUAUAUCAAAUAAAAUAAUUAUACCUUCUCUAUGAACUUAGGUAUGGUCAAGCGAAAAGUUUUGGUGCUAGAUUUAGAUGAGACAUUAAUCCAUUCUCACCAUGAAGGGGUCCUACGCCAUCCGGCUAAACCAGAAAUGCCACCAGAUUUUAUUUUAAAAGUUACCAUUGAACGACACCCUGUACGAUUUUACGUUCAUAAGAGGCCACAUGUAGAUUUCUUUUUGGAUGUUGUAAGUUUAUAAAAUCGUCAAUACUUUCUACACAAAUUUAUAUUAUAUAUAGUAUACAAUAAAGUUGAAGAGGUAGCUUUUUUUGCACCUUGUUUUUCAUACUUUGGGAAACUGUACAAUAACUUACAGAUGUUUUAAUAUGAUUCCACAUAACUAAUUAGUUAAUAAACUUUUGGAAAAUUUAAUAACCUUUUUAUAAAAAAGAUUUUAACUAAUUAUUUCAGUACUUAUCAAGCUUAUCUUUUCAGUAAUUAUCACUUAAUUCUUAUUUUAUAUGAUGGUACCUUUUUCAUGCUUACAUGUUACUUAAUAUAGGUUUCAAAAUGGUAUGAACUGGUAGUGUUUACUGCAAGUAUGCAAAUUUAUGGUGCUGCAGUUGCCGAUAAAUUGGAUAAUCGAAGAGGCAUAUUAAAAAGACGAUUUUAUAGACAACAUUGUACACCUGAAAUGGGUUCUUAUACUAAAGAUUUGACAUCUGUUUCAAAUGACCUGUCAAGUGUAUUUAUACUGGAUAAUUCACCAGCAGCAUAUCGAGCAUUUCCUGGUAAUUGUACAAUUUUAUUUUGUGUUCAAGUAUAUUACAUUAUACAUUUUUGUGUACACUCUUUCCAGACAAUGCGAUACCAAUAAAAUCAUGGUUUUCUGAUACUUCCGAUACUGCACUAUUAAACCUCUUGCCAAUGUUGGAUGCACUACGGUUUACAGAUGACGUCCGGAGUGUACUAAGUAGAAAUUUACAUAAUCAUAAUUUAUGGCAAUGAUCUGAUUCAAAUAAAACUUGUUGAAAUUCUAAUUGAAUAAUUUUCUGACUUAUUUCGAUAAAUAUUAACUAACUUAACUGACUUAAAGCGCAAAAAUUGAAUUUAUACUAGUAUAAAACAUAUUACUUAAUAAAUAAUAAGGGUAAUACCCCACAUUUUUUCAAGCAUCAAUACAAGUUUUUUUUUAUUUUUUUUUUUUGCCCCCAUGUGUUGUGAAAAAAUAUAUUUAUCAAAUGGUGAAUUAUUAAUUUGUUGUUUUUUUUAUAAAAACAGAUGAACUAUCUUUAUAUAUAGAUUUUCUAAAAGAUCAUAUACAUAAUUGUUGUACAAUUUACUAAAUUUCUAGUCUCUGCUAUCUGUAAUAUGUACUUUACAAUACUGAUAUACAGUAAAGUGAAGUAAAUGACUGGUUGUACACUUAUCAAGUUGUUUUGGUAUUUAUAAUUAAUAUUUAUUUUUCAACAGUCAUAAAUCCGCAAUAUUAAAUAAACUUACUAUAAAUUGAUGUUAAUAACCAUAGAUUACUUUCUAUACUAUAUUUUAUAAUGUUAUUGUUAAUUGUGUUUGUUGGAUUUCAAAUUCAAAUGCAUAUCUUAGUAUUUAAAAUUUGAAGAAAAAAAUAUGUGUUUCAUAUUAUAAAAUACUGAAAGUAUGUAUAAUUUUCAAUUUUUAAGAAUACUGAUGAAACUAUAAGUCAUUUUUGUUAGUUUUUAUAAAUAAGGAAAUAAUUUAGGUGAAUUUUUUGUUUCAAUAUUGUUUUUGAACCAAUAAUUUGUGAUAUAAUUUAUCAUUAGACUCCCAUAGUCUGGUAUUAAUGUACAAAUAUUUAAUAAUACUACCUAUUUAAUUUAUAAUAUGAAUUAAUUUUGGUACCUAGCCAAUACUUAAUUAAGCAAGUAUACCGUUUGUAAUAAAUUUUUUUUUUUGGAGAUUAAAAUACAAGUUUAAUAAUUUCAACAGUCCACCCGUAAAUAAAUAAAAAAUGUAUAAAAAAAAAACCUAAAUGUGUUGUUUAAUAAUACCAGUAAUAUGUCACUAUAAUGUUUAUAAAGCCAUAGGACACACGUGUAAUUAUAAUUUAACUGUAGUAAUUGAUUUAGUAAAUAGGUAGAUUACUUUAAUAUUGUAUUGUUAAAUAUUAUUUAGUAUUGUGUUAAGUGUGUGUACUCAUUGAUAGUUAUCAAAUAUUUUCUUUAAAUGUAAUAUAAUAAAUCUAAAUAAAAAUGUAUAAACACAUUAUGUAAUUUAUGUUUACAGAAUAUGUCCCAUAAUAUUCUAUGGAUUUUUAUCCAAAUUAAAUUUUUAUUUUCACCUACUAAUCACUUAGAAAAAAAAAAACAUUUGUUUAAAAUAAUAUCUAUUGUAAAUUGGCUAUUUUUAAGAAGUUAACAAAUAAAAAGUUAUUUUUUUCAAGUGAUUAAGGAGUGAUACUACAAAUUUUAAAUUAACAGAAAUAUAAAAAUCAAUAGAACAUAGUGGGACACUGUAUACGCAUUAAAACCUUUUUUAGAAAAUAAAAUGUAAUAAUUGUCAUUUAGUACUUAAUACCACCUAACUGUGAUGUAAAUAUAGAUUUAAUUUGAUUUUAUGAUUUAUGUACAUACAAUUAGUUAAUUUAUAAUAACUAUAGUAAAUGAAAUUUAAUGCAGUUUUAAUAGUAAAAUAACAAUAAUUUAUAUUUGUUUUUGCUAAUAUUGCAUAUAUUUUAUUGAUGUUUUCUAAAUUAUUUUCAGUUGUCAUAAUAUUUGUCUACUUAAUAUAAUAUAUAUAUUUUGGACCAUUCAUUUUUGUUACUUGUGAUAACUGCAUUUAUAUGUACAAGUUAUUAAAUCUAAUACACAUACAGAUUAAUCAAAAUGUUUAAAUAUUUUAAGAUGUUUAUCCGAGAUAAUUUAAAAAUAUUUUGUAUCCAAUUUUGAACAUGACAGUUAUCUAAUUAACAUUGCAAAUGGUAUUAAUUUUAAAAAAUACUCUUUUUACUCAAAUAACUAUUUUUGUUGUUCAACUUGUGUAUAAUGUAAUGUCACUUUAACAAAAAAUACAAAAUACCUACGUCUAAAUAAGAAAAUCAAUGAACAUAAAUUGUAUUUCUUGAUUUUUCAUAAAACUAAUCACUUACAAUUGUUUUGUUUUGUUUUUUUUUUUUUUUUUGUGCGUGUUUUUAAUUCACUGGGUAAUUUUUUAAUUAUAGUAUAACAUGAA
This is a messenger RNA of Cinara cedri, 5333 nucleotides long. Lineage: Eukaryota; Metazoa; Arthropoda; Insecta; Hemiptera; Aphididae. The record is from the annotation of a GenBank genome assembly.